Messenger RNA from Eleginops maclovinus (Patagonian blennie), 1793 nucleotides. RefSeq lists its product as uncharacterized. The transcript is spliced from 7 exons. Lineage: Eukaryota; Metazoa; Chordata; Actinopteri; Perciformes; Eleginopidae. The record is from RefSeq and is a predicted model, not a curated record. Bases 332 to 676 code for a protein of 114 amino acids.
UGCUGUCAACUUUGAUGAUGAAGAAGGAAUGAGCUGGACGGAAGUUCCUGGUGCGCCGCUGAAUUCGGCCCGGGUGGAAACUGAUGAGACUUCGUAGUCAAAUUUCUAUCUCAUAAGAGGGUAACAGUUCAUGAGCCUGGAGCAGACAGCUGGCAGACGGACGGACCGCAUCUGCACCGCCGAUGCCUGUGUGGAGCCGAGAGCUGCAGAUGCGCUGUCUGGGACCUCCGUCUGGAGUGAAGCCUCUCCAUACUAAACCCAGAGGAACCAUGGACAAACCAGAAAGGUGUGCCUGUAGUGCUCAGGGCUGAGGAGCAGAGCAGCUGAGGAGAUGGGCUGCACCUCUGCCAAGCAGGUGUCUGCUGUGCCCAAUGGGGAGGAGGGCCAGAGUAAAGCCCACAGCAACGGGGACCUCCACUCCGACGAGUACAGGAUGAAAGGAGUGGAGAAAGUCAAGUACAUCAGCGGAGAUGAAGGAGGAGUCGACGGCCAGGACAGCACAGAGAAAAGUGCUCUCCUGGGGAAAGGUCAGCACAUGCAGGAGCCAGGGUCCAACGGAAACGGAAAGAUUCUGAGCAUCCACUCCUCAGAGAGUCAGCAAGAAUUCUUCAGGAUGCUGGACGAGAAAAUUGCAAAGGGCCAGGACUACUGCUCAGAAGAAGAAGAUAUGACAUAGCACUGUGCUCGUGUGUCCAUCGGCCCCAAUGUGAAGGAACUGUCAUCGCAGUGUUCAGAUGGACCGUACCAUGUGGUACCUGGGGGGGACUGUCCCUUGUAUGUCCAUACCUGAGAAAAAUGGAUUACUGACUUGAAUCAAGCACCUUUUUGCCCUUCUGCUCACAACCUGCUCAUAUAUCAACCAAGAGAGAAAGGACCACCAAAAUAAUGUAUUUUUAACCUUCUCGAAUGAAGCAGAACAUUACAUUUUACUUCCUUGAUGAAGCCAUUACAGGACAGAGGUCUUGGGAAUUGAAGACCCACUUGCUUUUCUUCCCAUCCUUGGAAAAGUCCUGUAUGGUCAAUAUAAAUAGCCGUCACAGACAUUUGAAACAUUACGACUUCCACAUUUACAUUUCCAAUGGCAGAUGCAACCAGUGGACACUUACCAUGAAAACGUAUAUCUCUAUCUGCAUCAUUUUCAAUAUUUCAUUCUUGAAUGCCUCCCUGAAAAGUCAGCCUUUUGGAAACUUCCUGCAUUCCAAGACACAGUAUGAACCUCUUUUCUACAGUAUGUUGGCCAGUCCAGUGUGUUUGUCUAUGGAAGAUUAUUAGUGCCGGGCUACAAUGAGGAGGAUUUUUAUUAUUUUGCAUUUCAAGGCAAAAUAAUAAUAAGUUAAACGUUCAGUAUGUGCGCUAACGCUAGAUUUUUACUCGGUUCGACAAUUAUUCUCAACAUUUGCUUCUUUAUUCUUGAAAAGCAAAAACAGAUACAUUUCUCUCAUUUACUUAUUUCUGGACGCAAUAAUUUUUCGUAACGUCUGUCCAUGUCUGUUUCUGCUAUGAUGUAGAGAAUUUAUGUUGAAUAAGGCUCAGGGUUGAAGUGUUGUAAUCUUUGUCUUUAGUGGUCAAGUCCUUCCUCUCAUAAAGACACUGACACUCAUGCACUCACACAGCAGGGUCAUCGAUGUCCCCUGCUUCAGUAUUAGUCUUGUGUUAUACCUACAGGGUGGACACUGCUUCAUCACAUACAAGUCUGAUUAUGUAUUUUGCUCACCAGUAAUAUGUUGUUGUGAUCAGUUUCUAUGUUGAACUUUUGUUUUUUUAGAAAAAUAAAAAGUGUUUUCAGUAAGUUA